Molecule: messenger RNA, 1873 nt
Organism: Vicia villosa (hairy vetch)
Lineage: Eukaryota; Viridiplantae; Streptophyta; Magnoliopsida; Fabales; Fabaceae
Product: AT-hook motif nuclear-localized protein 5-like
Exons: 5
Coding region: 596-1639 (347 amino acids)
Molecular function (GO): minor groove of adenine-thymine-rich DNA binding
Source: RefSeq, a predicted model, not a curated record
GUCCUUUUUUCUCUCUCUUAAAAAAAACAACAUUCAAUUUUUGUUUCUCUUCUCCACACCCAACUGAAGUCAUACUCUUUUCCUUUUCCAUCAUAAUUACACUCUGCACUCUUCUCACAAAACCCUAAAUUUUCAAAUCCAUGCUUUUCUUUUCUUAAUGCCUUACAGCUAUCACUCUAGAAUUACCUACUGAACAACUUUUCAAUCUAAGCUUCCCAUUCUCCUACAUUUCCCAGAACAACAAUCUCUCAUGGCUUUUCAAUGUUGUUGCUGUUUCACCUAAAAAAACCCUUUUUUUUCUCCUCUCAAUUUUAAAAUUCAAAUCUCAUUUAUAUUUUUGAUUUUCUGGUGAAGCUCUUAGAUUUUCUAGUUGAAGAACAAAAAAAAAACCUUUUUUUUUGCAACAUUCACUUGGCAAAACCUAUAGUCUUUUGAAUUGAAUAUCUAUAGCUACUAGGUUUUAGAUCCCCUUUCUGUUUCUCUGCAUAUUGUUAAAAAUUUAGUCUUUUCAUCACUAUCUAGUUUUUUUAUAUGGAAAAAUUAGUGUAUUAGUGUAUCUAUCACAAUUAAGAUUUUUUUUAGUCUUAGUUAAUGCAUGGAUGAAAGAGAAGCUAUGGCAUUCUCUGAUGGGUCUGGUUCAUAUUACAUGCAUAGAGGAGGAGGGGUUGGUGGGUCUGGUGGUAAUGGAGGAGUGUUCCAACAAACACCUUCUGGGUUUAGAGCUUUGUCUAACAAUGCUCAUGGUGGUUCUGAUGGUUCUGCAUUUUCAGUGGAGCCUCAGCAUGAUAGUUUUAGUCAUGGUGGUGUUAGCAACAGCAUUGGUUCAUCUCCUGGUCCUGUAGUGCCUUAUUCAGGAGAGCAGUCUGUGAAAAAGAAAAGAGGGAGACCUAGGAAGUAUGGUCCUGAUGUACCUGUUUCGUUGAGACUAUCCUCUCCUAUGUCUGCCACUGAGAAUUCCAUGUCUCCUUCGGAGAAACGACCGAGAGGACGCCCACCUGGAAGUGGAAGGAAACAACAACUAGCUGCUCUAGGUGAAUGGAUGAACAGCUCUGCCGGCCAGGCCUUUUCACCACAUGUUAUCACCAUUGGAGUUGAGGAGGACAUUGUAGCAAAGUUACAGGCAUUUUCACAACUCAGACAACGUGCUUUAUGCAUCUUGUCAGGAACUGGGACUGUAUCUUCAGUCACUCUGCGCCAGCCUGCUUCUACGACUAUCAGUGUUGCAUUCGAGGGGCGAUUCCAAAUAUUAUGCUUAUCUGGCUCUUACUUGGUUGCUGAAGAUGGUGGACCUCAAAAUCGAACUGGUGGCAUUAGUGUUUCCCUUUCUAGUCCGGACGGUCAUGUUAUUGGCGGUGGCGUUGCUAGGCUUAUUGCUGCAAGCCCUGUCCAGGUGGUAGUUUGCAGUUUCGUAUAUGGCGGCUCUAAGGCGAAGACUGCCACAAAGCAAGGGACUGCCACAAAAGAAGGUGAUGGUUCAGAGCCUCAGAGUAGCGACCAGUUAGCUUCUCCAGGAAGUGAACCAUCUAAUCAAAACUACACAGCUUCUGGAACAGGAACAGGCACAGUGUGGCUUGGAUCAAGGCCAGUAGAUGAGAAAAGUGAACAUCCACACACUGGUAUUGACUUGAUGCAUGGGUGAAAGUUAUUCUCUAUGUUGUAAUUAUAUUUAUCUGUUGUUGUAAAUGUACUUAAUUUGUGAGCAUUGUGACUCACUUCGCAUGAUAUUAUUCCUAUUGGUGUGUGUCACAAGUUAGCACUAACCUAUGUUGUAACAGAUGAAACAUUUUAGGGUUAAGUAACAAUCUUAACUUGUGCAGAGAAAAGAAAGUUUAGGUGAAAUAGAGGCCAUUUCUUUCUUACCUUUUACUACUUG